This is a messenger RNA of Austrofundulus limnaeus, 1724 nucleotides long. It is a transcript of the gene hoxd10a, whose product is annotated as homeobox D10a. Gene Ontology annotation, molecular function: RNA polymerase II cis-regulatory region sequence-specific DNA binding; DNA-binding transcription factor activity, RNA polymerase II-specific. NCBI's taxonomy places the organism in Eukaryota, Metazoa, Chordata, Actinopteri, Cyprinodontiformes, Rivulidae. Bases 646 to 1659 code for a protein of 337 amino acids. Gene Ontology annotation, cellular component: nucleus. The transcript is spliced from 2 exons. The record is from RefSeq and is a predicted model, not a curated record. Gene Ontology annotation, biological process: regulation of transcription by RNA polymerase II.
AAGAGUAAACGGGUCGGAUUAGCAUUUUUUUCAUCUUUAUUUUUCYAAGUCCAUCUUUAGGAAAUGAUAGAAAUCACGUCACAAAAACAGUUAUUGUUACAUUUCCUACUGAAAUAACYAGCAUCUCAUUAAAAAUUAAAUAAAUAUAAAAUAAAACAAAUGAAGAGGAGCUGGGUACAUGAGGGUCUGCUGUUGUCGCCAAUGCGUCAUGUAGACUGCAGCACUUUAUUUAUUUUAAAGGUCCAAACAAAGAAACUUUGAUGUUGUUCGUGUUUUUGUUAGAUCUCAAACAUCUCACGGGAUGUCUUUCGGUAAAUAAGUGGAUUUUAGGAGAAGAUUAGUUGUUUUUAGUCCGAUCUGAGGCGUUUUGUUUCAUAGGAAAAGGUCGUGUUAAAGCCCCUCCUGCAAAACCAAUUUCAAGUCCGUGUUGUAGGUGUCGCUGUUGACCACGCGUGCAUCUGCAGUGCGAGCGCGUGCGGAGGCAGGAGGCUGCGUCUCAAGGCCAUUUUCAAAUCUCAUUGGUGGGUUUGUCAUGUGGUCUGGAGRCAUCCCGACUUCCAGAUUGUUUUUCCUAGAUAUGUCAGCUUGCAAAAGACAUCUCUCUCCUCUCAAGAACUUCUCCCCCCCUCCUCCAAGGGAGAAAAAAUGUCCUUCCCCAGCAGCUCACCUGCCAACCCGUUCUUAGUGGACUCUUUAAUUGGCGCGUGCAGGACGGACAGUUUUUAUUCCAGCAGCAACAUGUACAUGCCGUCAGGGUCGGAAAUGGGGACCUACGGAACCUGUGGACUCCUGCCGUCUUUCGGCAAAAGCAGAGGGGAAAUCAGCCACCAGAACCCGGCUGUGAACGUCCACCCGUACAUACCUCAGCUGGAGAACUGGUCUGAUCCGGGUCGAGCCUGCAGGACAGACAGUCCGAUGACAAACUGCACAUUUUCACAGAGCAUAAAGGAGGAGAGCAACUGCUGCAUGUACUCGGAGAAGAGGCUCCAAAAGGUCAGCUCGCCCGAGGUCCCCGCCUACCCCAUCGCAGAGCCCUGCUCCGCGGACGGCCCCGAGAUCCCGGUUCCGGGCUACUUCAGACUGAGCCAAACGUACGCGAACGGGAAGCACGCGGAAAGCUACAGCCAGGACGAGCCGCCGAGUCCGAACCCGACGCUCCUGCAGCUCAGCCGGGUCAAACMUCCUCCUCCUCYGCCUCCUCCUCCCCUUCCUCCCGCUUCAAGUUUCCCACCAGAGCCGGAGAACGACGUCCAGGAGCCCGAGCCCGCGCGCACACCGAGCCCGGAUCAGACGCUCCAGCGCYCGGAGGAGAAGAGGAAGAGGAGCUGCUCCGUGGAGGCGCGCGCGUCCAGCCCGGAGCCGCUGCUGCAGAAGGAAGGGAAAGACUGUAAGAGUGACGCUUUACCAAACAACUGGCUGACAGCGAAGAGCGGCCGGAAGAAGCGGUGCCCUUACACCAAGCACCAGACCUUGGAGUUGGAGAAGGAGUUCCUCUUCAACAUGUACCUGACCCGGGAGCGCCGCCUAGAGAUCAGCAGGAGCGUCAACCUGACCGACAGGCAGGUCAAGAUUUGGUUCCAGAACCGCAGGAUGAAACUCAAAAAACUGAACAGAGAGAACCGCAUCAGAGAACUCACGUCAAACCUCACCUUUUCGUGAUCUCGCGUGGUUUCCUGCCUCCUAUUAUUAUUAUUAUUAUUAUUAUUAUUAUUAUUAUUAUUAUU